AGAGGUCAAGUUUGCUUUUAGGUUUUCAUGCCAGAAACGCUGCUGUUCCUUUCGAGCUCACGGAGCAGAGAUGGGGCAUGUUAUUUUAGCCUAAACGCGCCGUUGUUGGGUCCUGAACAUCAUCACACACACAUCGCUCCCCAUUCUUCCCCCACCCCUUCAGGAGUAGCCACUCAAUAAAGAGUGUGGCGUUUUUUCCCUAUGCUUGAACAAGUCUAAAGAACACAGGGGGGAAGGUCAUUAAUAACUAAUUACCGUGACCUGACGCGUAUAAAGUGCACCGGGACCUUGGAAAAGCGAAACAUUCUCUCGACAAUUAGCAAGAGAGCAUAUUGAGAUUGCAUUGGCCCCAUACUGAUUCAUCGAUUACAUUAACUUUUUGCAUUAUAGAUAGCCUAUUCGGUCUAAAUUUAACAGCAAGGGGGUACUCUCUGAUUUUUAUAGCCGGGAUAUUAGUUCAUGGUUUCGCAUUUGGCUCAUCAUGGGUUCAGUGUUGCCUGCAGAUGCUCUGGUUCUGAAGAUUGGAUUUAAGCAGCAGACUCUGGCCCUGUCCGACAUCAUCACAUCAGACAUCCUGCACAGUUUUCUCUACGGCCGCUGGAGGAACGUCCUGGCCGAACACCUGUUCGAGGAGAAGGCCAGCACCAUCAGUCCCAAAACCGCCUUCACCGCCGAGGUCCUGGCGCAGUCGUUCUCCGGAGAGGUCCAGAAACUAUCCAGUUUAGGGCUGCCAAGUGAAGUCAUCAUUGCGCAGAGCUCAAUCCCUGGAGAAGGACUUGGCAUCUUCUCCAAGACCUGGAUAAAAGCUGACACCGAGAUGGGUCCCUUCACAGGAAGGGUCAUUUCACCCGAGCAUGUGGAUCUUUUCAAGAACAACAAUCUCAUGUGGGAGGUUUUCAAUGAAGAUGGCGUGGUGCGCUAUUUCAUCGAUGCCAGCCAAGAGGACCAUCGAAGCUGGAUGACUUACAUCAAAUGUGCGCGCAACGAGCAAGAACAGAACCUGGAGGUCGUGCAGAUCGGAAGCAGCAUAUAUUACAAAGCAGUAGAGACAAUACUUCCAGAUCAGGAAUUGCUUGUGUGGUAUGGAAAUUCCCACAACACUUUCCUGGGUAUCCCAGGUGUCCCUGGCAUAGAGGAUGAACAGCUGAAGAAUAAAAAAUAUGAUGAAUUCCACCUGUGUGAUUCCUCCAGCACUACAGCGCUCUCCACCGCCAACCGCAUGCGAUGUGUUAUCUGCCACCGCGGCUUCAACUCCCGCAGUAACCUGCGCUCUCACAUGCGCAUACACACUCUGGACAAGCCUUUCGUCUGCUGUUUCUGCAACCGCCGCUUCAGCCAGUCCUCCACCCUCCGUAACCAUGUGCGGCUCCACACAGGCGAGCGCCCCUACAAGUGCCACAUCUGCCAGAGUGCGUACUCCCAGUUGGCAGGUCUGCGGGCGCACCAGAAGAGUGCCAGGCACCGGCCAACCAGCACAGGAACUGUAGUAGAGCUGCAGGCCCACUCGCCCCCUCCUCCACCACCUCAGCUGGCACAGUUUCCUAACCCGGCCUCACUGGUGCAUCACAUAAGCCUACCCACCAUGGUGCUAUGAGAAUGCAUAAAGCGUCUGAGAUUAUUGCAGACUCGAAGGCUGUUCUUUAGUGCUGCUGGCUCAUGUGUAGAAGUCUAUGUGUAUGUCUAUGCCAUGCCCAGUACUCUCACUUUUAGCAGAUGCUUAACAGUUCCUUAAAGAUGAUAAAGUGAUCACAUAUGAUGAACGACGCCUGCAGAACUAAUUUAUUACAGCACUGAAGUGAAAAUUAUGGCAAUGGAAGGGCUGUUUCGUAUGUUCAUGUUGAAUCAGUUUACGUUACAUUAAUUGAACUACUGCUCACUCACUGAUGCCUCUGUUCUAAUGGAUAUCUGCCAUAUUAUAUCUGAUCAAACACUAUCAUUUAAUUUGAUCAGUAGUCAGUUUAUUUUUUAUUCAUAUUUGCAUGCCAUACUAUUGUUUUGUCCCAUUCCACUUAGGAUAAAGCCACAUCACCUCAUUCUCUUUAUCUACUAUGAAGGAUCCACUGGGAUCAAGUACCACCACUUUAGCACCACACUAAAGGAAUGUACAUAUGUUUCAAAGAUUUACUUCCUAAAACAUGGAAUAGUCACUUUAUUUGUGUAUGUCUGUAAAGUUUAAAGUAUUAUUACAAAACUUGGUUCCAUUAUAUUAUGUGUAUACUAUGUUUGCUAAUAAAAAAAUUA
Messenger RNA from Carassius auratus (goldfish), 2241 nucleotides. Its product is annotated as PR domain zinc finger protein 12-like. NCBI's taxonomy places the organism in Eukaryota, Metazoa, Chordata, Actinopteri, Cypriniformes, Cyprinidae. The record is from RefSeq and is a predicted model, not a curated record. Gene Ontology annotation, molecular function: histone methyltransferase binding. Gene Ontology annotation, cellular component: nucleus. The transcript has 5 exons. Bases 482 to 1594 code for a protein of 370 amino acids. Gene Ontology annotation, biological process: regulation of gene expression; neurogenesis.